AAAGUGGCGUCGCGGAGAGAUGAAGCUGCAGUUCAUUCUGAUCGUCUGUUGCGCCGCUUUCUGCUUGGGAUCUCCUACCAAGAAAGUGCGACCCCUGCAGGGAGAUCUCUUCAACUGGAUAAGUUCCAUAGUUUUUUCGCCAACCACGCCCACGACAACCACUACCGCCGCCACAACCACAUCUACAAGGACCACCAGAGUAACCACAACCACUACAACUACGACUACCACCACCCCACCCCCUGUGGAAAGUCCGCCCAUUGAGAGGGACUGCAGCACCUGUCGCUGCGGUCUGAUUAAUACUCUGCACAAAAUCAUAGGGGGUCAGGAGACCAGGGUGCACCAGUACCCCUGGAUGGCCGUCAUCCUGAUCUACAAGACCUUCUACUGCUCCGGAUCCCUGAUCAACGAUCUCUACGUGCUGACAGCCGCCCACUGCGUGGAGGGAGUGCCCCCGGAGUUGAUGACCCUGCAGUUCCUGGAGCACAAUCGCAGCCAGCCGAACGAGGACCAUCGCAUCCAGAGAUCGGUCACCAGGGUGAAGGUGCACGAGCUGUACAAUCCGUGGAGUUUCGACAAUGACAUAGCUCUGCUGCGCCUCGACCAGCCUGUGGAUGUUACGAAUCCGCGCCUGCGACCGAUCUGCCUGCCCGUAUUCUAUCACAGCUUCGACCACGAAGUGGCCAUCGUCACCGGGUGGGGAUCUCAGAGGGAGGGCGGACCUGCCAGCGACACUUUACGGGAAGUGGAAGUGGUGGUCCUAACCCAGUCUGAGUGUCAGAAUGAAACAUCCUACAAGCCCGGACAAAUCACGGACAAUAUGCUGUGUGCAGGAAACACUGCGGAGGGGGGCAAGGACGCCUGCAGCGGGGACAGCGGAGGACCUCUUCAGACCGUCUUCGACGAAAUGCCGGGACAGUACCAGCUGGCCGGCAUAGUGUCCUGGGGAGUGGGAUGCGCCAGGCCCCAGGCCCCGGGGGUCUACACGAGGGUGAACCAGUACCUGAACUGGGUGGCCAAGAAUACGCCCGGUGCCUGCCACUGCAUGCCCUAUCCGGAGGAGGAUUAUUAGCAGAGUCGAAUGAAAAUAAACAAAAAUGUCCCAUAACAUCGAUCAUGGAAAGUUUGUAACUUGUUGGCCAAUUUUAAGCGAAUGCUGCAGAAACUGCUCCAGGGAGCAUCUCCCUCAUAUCCAUAACCACAUCCUCGACUGCAGCUAUUGGCAAAUAGAAAAGCCACUCGAAAACUGGGUUACAACACUCGAAGGCAAGCAGAGGCCCUUCUAGUUCCUCCUCCUUGGAGGAAAGUUUCGAAAGCCAA
Drosophila ananassae is the source of this 1320-nucleotide messenger RNA. Its product is annotated as proclotting enzyme. NCBI's taxonomy places the organism in Eukaryota, Metazoa, Arthropoda, Insecta, Diptera, Drosophilidae. Gene Ontology annotation, biological process: proteolysis. Gene Ontology annotation, molecular function: serine-type endopeptidase activity. The record is from RefSeq and is a predicted model, not a curated record. Bases 20 to 1072 code for a protein of 350 amino acids. The transcript is spliced from 2 exons.